Molecule: messenger RNA, 2124 nt
Organism: Actinia tenebrosa (Australian red waratah sea anemone)
Lineage: Eukaryota; Metazoa; Cnidaria; Anthozoa; Actiniaria; Actiniidae
Source: RefSeq, a predicted model, not a curated record
AUAAUUUAUGUUAGGUAGACAGAGUACGAUGGUUAAUGUAAACAACAUGAUGAUGCUGUUAGAAGAGCCCAUGUUUCUUGAUAAAAACAGUUUUAAACGUGGUAUUGAAUCAUAAGAGAAUGCUAAGACACUAGAACGCAUUGGACAGUUUUCCAUAGAAGUGACUACAGGUCACGCUACACCAGCGAUAUAUAUGAAGUUCAACUGAAGCAGAAUCCUAUAGUUUAUCGAUCAAAAUCUCUUUAAAUUCCAAAUUUUUUACGAAGAGACUUUUUAUCUGCAGUGAAUUUUGACUGCCAGCAAACGAUAAAAACCGAGGCUCACUUUCUAUCUACUGCAAUUCGACGAAAUGAGCUCUGUGAAAAUCCCAAAAUGGAUUGGGCCUACUUUGUGUCCAGUCGUUUUUAUUUUAUUAAUAGCGGCAGUUUGUUUUUAUUACUGUUACUGGAAGCCAAGAAGAGAGAAAAACAAGGAAAAGAAAGAAGCUGAAAAUAAGCAGGUAAAGGAGAAAAUGAUUUCACCCUCGCUGUCCCGACAGAGCCCAGGAAGUGGGGGCAAAAAUACUCCUCAUGUACACGAAGAAAUGACUUAUGAAUGUGGGUAUUAUGACUGCGAACCAUAUACAACCUAUGAACCAUAUUGUAUGGAUUAUUGUCCGCUUCCAAGAAGUGGCUUGAGUUAUUGCGUUCAAUAUGACAGGCCCAAAUUUGUUUACUGCCCCACUUCAUAUCACGCUAAAUCACGCGAUACAGCAGUUCAAUCGAAAUGCAAGGGUACUGACAAGAUAAGAAAGUGCAGUCGAGUCCGAUGCCCGAGAGAAGAGUGCAUAAAAUGCCCUAAUCUUCCAAUGAUUACAGAGGGAAAUUCAACUCUUUCACUUUGCGAUGAAAAGGAGGAGGAAGAACAUAAAGAGCCCUUUACUACAAAUGUAGUAGGUACAGGUUUGAUAAUUAAAGAUAGUGAAAAUGAACAAAUGGUUGUUGAAGGCAGAGAAAACCUAGAUGUGAAGACUGCUAGUGUUAGUGGUCAGGAGGAGAAUACAUCUAACUGCUGUAGGGACAGUGGGUUUGAGGAUCAUCUGCUGCCAUAGAAUCUUCACAUUUGAUACAUUGGUGAACUCAGCAUCAAUAGCACCCACUUCUCACCUUUUGAGGGACUGGUCAUCAAGUAAAAAGGAGGGUGGGCUAUAAAAAGCACUUUGUAGAUCAGGGCAAGUCACUCGUUUUUGAGCCUCAAAUAAUAUAAGGAGUGGGUUAUGAGAAAAUCAGCUUCUCACUAGACCAGGUUUUUGUCUUUUAGUAAUUGAAAUUUUGUGCCCCCGGCCCCCCCCUCCUUACUUUAUGAACAGUUUCUUAGGCCACCCAUGCAGGUCAGGGUCUGGUUGUAUGAAAGAUGAAUAAUAGUGCUAUCCAAUGGAUCCAGUGGAUAUGUUGAUACUGUUAUCCAAAGGUCUUAUAAUACACCAUAAACUUAGAGGUAUUUAUAUAGUGAUAGAGUGCAAGAUAAUAAAUUUGUCCAGUAGAUAAGUUUUAUAAGGUGGAUACACCCUUCGUACAAUCGGGUCCUGGUCUUAUUAGUAUAUGUAAUUAGGACUCCAUGCUGUCCAAUUAAGAAAUAAUUGGACGAGGAAAAUUCCAAGGACUGACAAARUUGGAUGAUGAGGCCGUAGGCUGAGACCAAUUUGGAAGUCAGAGGAAUUUUUCAAGUCUAAUUAUUUCUUGAUUGGGGAGCAUGAAAUCCCAUUACCUAUUAAUUAUAUAGCUGCCUAAUUAAUCCCAUAUCAACAAGACCUGUCCAAUUAAGAAAAUAAUUGGACAGUUACCUAUAUGGGAUUAAUGAGAAUCUGUAUAAUUAGGUUAGGUAAUAGUUCAGUUGGGAGAGCUAGUACAGCUUAAAAGGACUGAAGCUGAAAUUUGGUUCAUUAUUCAAUGCACACCUUUUCACUGCCUGCUUUUUUUUAUUUCGAAAUUUUGCUUAAUAUAUAUGAUUUUAAUUAACCUUAUUUUUAUUUUAGUAGGAGAAAUACACAAAGUAUAGACACCUUGUACUGCACAUUCCCUUCCAGGGGGUCAAAACAAUAAAAUAAUCACAACAAAAGGAUUUUAAUCCUCAAGAGAAGUGAAA